AUGGUCCUCCGUGGUUCGCUCGUCGCUUUGUCUCUCUCCAUGCUCAGUGCUUCCAGGUACUACUAUGCCUCUGCUACUCAGUAUACUGGGGCUGGUGGCCUUCCUAGUAUCCAACUGGACAACGGUACAUUCAUAGGGAACCAAACCGGAAAUGUUACAGAAUUUCUUGGUAUCCCCUAUGCACUCCCACCGACCGGCGAUCUUCGUCUACGGCUCCCCGUCGCCAAUCUCCCCUACAACGGCACCUACAACGCCUCGACCUUCGGGACUAUCUGUCCCCAACAAUCUUUCAUACUCGAUGCAUCGGUGGCUUCGACGGUGGGUCCGAUCGUAGGGUCCUUGAGCUUUCUGAGUCCUGCCAGCAGUCCCCAGAGCGAAGAUUGUCUGACUGUGGAUGUCAUUGUACCGACGGGCACAACCGCGGACGCAAAACUUCCGGUCGUCGUGUGGAUCUAUGGAGGCGCAUUUGAAGUAGGAGACAUGAUAAUGUACCCCAGCGAGGUCAUUGUGCAAGGCUCUCUUGACUUGAAUGCCCCAGUCGUGUAUGUAGCGAUGAACUAUCGUCUGUCUGCAUUCGGCUUCCUACCCGGUAAAGAAGUCAAAGAAGCAGGCAUCGGGAAUUUAGGACUGCAAGAUCAGAGGCUCGCGUUGCGAUGGGUCCAGAAAUAUAUUGAAGCCUUUGGUGGAGAUCCGAGCAGAGUCAUCAUUUGGGGCGAAAGCGCUGGUGCCAUGUCGGUUGGUCUGCAGAUGGUCGCGAAUGGCGGCAACACAGAGGGAUUAUUCCACGGUGCUUUCAUGCAGUCGGGAUCGCCUCUCCCCGUGGGCGAUAUCGCAGACACGAAAUAUCAGGCCAUCUAUGACUCCAUCGUCGGCAGAGCUGGUUGCUCGAACACGACCGACACGCUUCAAUGCCUUCGCGAGGUACCUUUCAGUGUCUUUAAUGACGUAUCCAACGAGACGUACUCGUGCCUCUCCUUCCAGUCAUUGAGCCUGGCAUUUGAGCCUCGCGGGGACGGUGGUUUCCUGGCAGAAGACCCUCAACAAUUAAUCCUCAAGGGAGAGGUUGCCAGUGUUCCAUUUGUUACUGGCGAAUGCGAUGACGAAGGUACAACAUUCUCCCUUCCAAUUGCGAAUUUAACUACGGAGACGGAGGCCAACAACUAUAUCGCAUCGAACUAUUUCCCCAAUGCCUCCACGCAGGAGCUCCAACCCCUCUUCGAAGCAUAUCCCUCCGAUCCCAGUGCAGGAUCUCCCUUCGACACCGGUGCUGCCAACAACCUCACAGCGCAGUACAAGCGCCUCGCGGCUUUCCAGGGUGACCUCAUUUUCCAGGCCCCUCGUCGGUUCUUCCUUCAGCAGAUAUCUUCCCAGCAAAACGCCUGGUCUUACUUGUGGAAACGAAACAAGUCUACUCCCUAUCUCGGCUCGUACCACGGUAGCGACUCGGCUUACGCCCCCGGAGAACUUCGCGACGCCGUCAUCAACUUCGCCAACAACCUCGACCCGAACGGUCCCACUCUUGGCAUCAGUGACUGGCCCAAGUACACGACCGAUGCGCCGACGUUGUUCACGCUGCUGGAUGGCAAUGUGUCGGUAGCGCUUGCGAACGACACUUACCGUGCCGAUGCGAUGAGUAUUUUGGUGAAUGUUUCGUUGGAGUAUCCGAUGUAG
Messenger RNA from Stereum hirsutum FP-91666 SS1, 1671 nucleotides. RefSeq names its product alpha/beta-hydrolase. The record is from RefSeq and is a predicted model, not a curated record. The coding region runs from base 1 to 1671 and encodes 556 amino acids. The transcript is spliced from 17 exons. NCBI's taxonomy places the organism in Eukaryota, Fungi, Basidiomycota, Agaricomycetes, Russulales, Stereaceae.